Daphnia carinata is the source of this 1056-nucleotide messenger RNA. RefSeq names its product U2 small nuclear ribonucleoprotein A'-like. Gene Ontology annotation, cellular component: U2 snRNP. Gene Ontology annotation, biological process: mRNA splicing, via spliceosome. NCBI's taxonomy places the organism in Eukaryota, Metazoa, Arthropoda, Branchiopoda, Diplostraca, Daphniidae. The coding region runs from base 163 to 933 and encodes 256 amino acids. The transcript has 7 exons. Gene Ontology annotation, molecular function: U2 snRNA binding; protein binding. The record is from RefSeq and is a predicted model, not a curated record.
CCUUGCGCAUGGCGUCGCCUACGAAAUUUGUCAACCUUACAAACGUGCAGAACAAUAUUGUUAGAAUUUUUAAUAAUUGCGGUUUUUGUUACAAAUUUUCAUAAACUUUUCAAUAUUAAUAAAGUGUAAAAAAAAAAGUUACGUUAAAAGAACAACACGAAAAUGGUAAAGCUGACAGCUGAGGUGAUUCACUUGAGCCACCAGUAUACAAAUGCCAUCAAAGAACGAGAACUAGACCUGAGAGGUUAUAAGAUUCCAGUAAUUGAGAACCUUGGAGCCACUUUAGAUCAGUUUGAUACAAUAGAUUUCUCUGACAAUGAUAUUAGGAAGCUGGAUGGAUUUCCGUUGCUGAGGCGCAUCAAAAGCCUCCUUCUUAACAAUAAUAGAAUCUUGCGUAUUGCAGAAGGAUUAGGUGAAGUCAUUCCAAACCUUGAAACCUUAGUCCUGACAAACAAUCAUUUACAAGAAUUGGGGGACCUAGAUCCACUGGCAGAAUUUUCUAAAUUAACCUAUCUGAGUCUAUUAAGCAACCCUGUAGCCAACAAGCAACAUUAUCGUUCUUAUGUGAUAAACAAGUUGCCAAGUCUUAGAGUCUUGGAUUUCCGUAAAGUAAAACUAAAGGAAAGAGAAGCAGCGCGAGAUUUAUUUAAAUCGAAGAAAGGAAAAGUAUUGGCAAAAGAAAUUGCACAGAAAAGCAAAUUUCUUUCGGCUGAAAUGGGAAAUAAAGCUCCGAUAGGAGGAGCGUCUGCAGAAGAAGCUCGUGCCAUCCGAGAAGCUGUCGCUAACGCGUCUACCUUGGAAGAAGUUGAACGCCUCAAUCAAAUGUUGAGAGCGGGUGUCGUACCUGGAAAAGCCACGAAAAGUCCCAGCAAAAACGGAAAUGCAAAUGGGGAAGACAUGGAGGAAGAGGAAGAUGAACCCAUGGAGAACUGAGAAUAUUACGGGUAAAUGAAAUGGUAUCAAGCUGUUAUGUGAAUGUGGUACUACACUUUGAUAAUAAAAAUAUCGCUACCCUGAACUAAAUAAGGUAGCAGAAGGGUGUUUUGAAGAUCACAA